UCGGUUCGGCUCGCUCAUCCACGCAUCUCGUUUUCCGCUCUUCUCUUGUCAAACUUUCGCGUCCAUCAUGAGGGAGAUCGUGCACAUCCAGGCCGGCCAGUGCGGCAACCAGAUAGGUGCCAAGUUCUGGGAGGUGAUCAGCGAYGAGCACGGCAUCGAUCCCACAGGAACUUACCAUGGAGACAGUGACCUGCAGCUGGACAGGAUCAGUGUCUACUAUAAUGAGGCCACAGGAGGUAAAUACGUACCGAGGGCCAUUCUUGUGGAUUUGGAGCCAGGGACCAUGGACUCUGUGAGGUCUGGACCUUUUGGGCAGAUCUUCAGACCUGACAAUUUUGUGUUCGGUCAGAGUGGUGCUGGAAACAACUGGGCCAAGGGACACUACACAGAGGGGGCUGAGCUGGURGACUCAGUCCUGGACGURGUCCGCAAAGAGUCYGAGAGCUGUGACUGCCUGCAGGGCUUCCAGCUCACCCACUCUCUUGGUGGUGGAACUGGAUCUGGUAUGGGAACCCUUCUGAUCAGCAAGAUCCGUGAGGAGUACCCUGACCGGAUCAUGAACACCUUCAGUGUGGUGCCUUCCCCCAAGGUGUCAGACACAGUGGUGGAGCCUUACAACGCCACCCUGUCAGUCCAUCAGCUGGUAGAGAACACAGAUGAAACAUACUGCAUUGACAACGAGGCUCUGUACGACAUUUGCUUCCGCACUCUGAAACUGACCACACCCACCUACGGUGACCURAACCAUCUGGUCUCUGCCACCAUGAGCGGUGUCACCACCUGUCUGCGAUUCCCUGGCCAGCUCAACGCAGAUCUCCGUAAACUGGCCGUCAACAUGGUGCCUUUCCCCCGUCUGCACUUCUUCAUGCCCGGCUUUGCCCCACUGACGAGCAGGGGCAGCCAACAGUACCGUGCUCUGACCGUCCCCGAGCUCACCCAGCAGGUGUUCGACGCCAAGAACAUGAUGGCCGCCUGCGACCCGCGUCACGGCCGCUACCUGACAGUCGCCGCCGUGUUCCGAGGCCGCAUGUCCAUGAAGGAGGUGGACGAGCAGAUGCUCAACGUGCAGAACAAGAACAGCAGUUACUUCGUCGAGUGGAUCCCCAACAAUGUGAAGACCGCCGUCUGUGACAUUCCACCUCGCGGCCUUAAGAUGGCUGUCACUUUCAUCGGCAACAGCACAGCCAUUCAGGAGCUGUUUAAACGCAUCUCUGAGCAGUUCACAGCCAUGUUCCGGCGCAAGGCCUUCCUGCACUGGUACACGGGCGAAGGUAUGGAUGAGAUGGAGUUCACCGAGGCAGAGAGCAACAUGAACGACCUGGUGUCCGAGUACCAGCAGUACCAGGACGCCACCGCUGAGGAGGAAGGCGAAUUUGAGGAGGAGGCCGAAGAGGAUGCUUGAAGAGAAAGAUGCGAAGAUGAAGAAAACAAUGCCAAAAUCAAACUAUCAAAGGAACAAACCACAAAUAACCAAGAAACCGACAUAGUGUCCAGAGCAUUACUAGGAUCAGGCCUUAGCUUACAGUAGUUACCUGUUGUCAUUCAGUACAAAUAAACUUGUCAAAUGGAAA
Molecule: messenger RNA, 1571 nt
Organism: Austrofundulus limnaeus
Lineage: Eukaryota; Metazoa; Chordata; Actinopteri; Cyprinodontiformes; Rivulidae
Gene: tubb5
Product: tubulin, beta 5
Exons: 5
Coding region: 68-1402 (444 amino acids)
Biological process (GO): microtubule-based process
Cellular component (GO): microtubule
Molecular function (GO): GTPase activity; structural constituent of cytoskeleton; GTP binding
Source: RefSeq, a predicted model, not a curated record